AUGGGUGAUGAUGAAAGUAUGAUUUUAUUAAGAGAUGUAGAAAUUGAUUUUAAUAAUAGAAGUAAUAUAACUUUAAUAAGAAAUAUAGAAUCAAUUCACCAACGAUUUGAAUGGGAUUGUGGACUAUGUUGCAUUGUUUCAAUUUUAAGAUGGUUAAAAAGAAUUAAUAAUAAUUGUAAUAAAAAUGAAAAUAUGGAACACAUUUAUCAAAUAUUAAAUACUAAGAGCAUAUGGUCAAUCGAUUUAUCAAAUGUUUUUAGUGAACUUGGUGUAAAUCAUAAAUACUAUACCAACACAAUUGGUGUGAAAAUUGAUUAUAAAGAAAUGCAAUUUUAUAAAAAUUGUUGGGAAUCUGAUUCAUUACGUGUAAAUAAUUUAUUUUUAAAAACAAUGGAUUUAAAUCCUUCAAAUUUACAAUUAGUUUCAUCCUCUAAUCAAUUACCAAUAAAAUACUAUAUAGAUCAUAUUAGUAAAGGUUUACCAAUUAUACUCUUAGUAGAUUCAUGUUAUUUAUAUUGUAACAUUUGUGAUAUCCCUUCCAACAACAACAACAACAACAACAACAACAACAACAACAACAACAACAACAACAACAACAACAACAACAACAACAACAAUAAAAAUAAUAAUAAUAAAAAUAAUAAUAAUAAUAAUAAUAAUAAUAAUAAUAAUAAUAAUAAUAAUAAUAAUAAUAAUAAUAAUAAUAAUAAUAAUAAUAAUAAUAAUAAUAAUAAUAAUAAUAAUAAUAAUAAUAAUAAUAAUAAUAAUAAUAAUAAUAAUAAUAUAUCAAAUGUUUAUGAUAAUGAAAAUUUUAACAAAAAUAAAUACAGAGAAGAAGGAGAUGAAAAUGAUUUUUGUGGUCAUUAUAUUAUUUUAGUUGGUUAUAAUUAUGAAACAAAAGAAAUUAUUUAUAUUGAUCCGUCAUCAAAACAAAGGUUUUGUACAAUUACAGAAAAGAAUAUUGAUAAUGCUAGAAUGAAAUCUGGAACUGAUUUGGAUAGUAUUUUUAUAUUAAAUCAACCUUAA
Dictyostelium discoideum AX4 is the source of this 1026-nucleotide messenger RNA. RefSeq lists its product as hypothetical. The transcript is spliced from 3 exons. Bases 1 to 1026 code for a protein of 341 amino acids. The record is from RefSeq and is a predicted model, not a curated record. NCBI's taxonomy places the organism in Eukaryota, Evosea, Eumycetozoa, Dictyosteliales, Dictyosteliaceae.